This is a messenger RNA of Dermacentor silvarum, 1936 nucleotides long. Its product is annotated as beta-1,3-galactosyltransferase 6-like. The record is from RefSeq and is a predicted model, not a curated record. NCBI's taxonomy places the organism in Eukaryota, Metazoa, Arthropoda, Arachnida, Ixodida, Ixodidae. Gene Ontology annotation, cellular component: membrane. Gene Ontology annotation, biological process: glycosaminoglycan biosynthetic process. Gene Ontology annotation, molecular function: UDP-galactosyltransferase activity. The transcript is spliced from 2 exons. Bases 309 to 1355 code for a protein of 348 amino acids.
UAUUUUUGUUUGAACAGUUAAAGUGUUUAAUACUUUGAUAUCAUUCUUCACGGAUAUCUUAUUUUGUGUGCCUAUCGCCUUUUCAAGAUCAUCAAGAUGGCUGCGAUUGUGGACGGUUUUAAAUGUUGUAAACUACGAAGGCAAAAUAAUGUUUGUGGCCGCCGAAGUCCUUUUCGAUUUCAUUUCCGCGUGAAUAACGUAAUUAUCGUGAAAAUAUACAAACACAGGUCAUAAGACUCAAGCGCAUUGGUAAAACACGAGUUGAAUCCGGUUGAGUCUACUCACAAAUUCCAGCCCGCAUCACGAUUAUGCUGUCUACUCCGAAAAAAUCAAAUUUAUUCCCUUUCAAAACGCGCGCGCACCAGUACUUCAGUCUCUUUAGACCCUUUUGGUUCUUCUUUGGGAUCUCCUGCGGUUUCCUAGUAUGGUGGUGCUUCCACGAAAGGCCAUUAGGCCACAGUCCCUUGAGCACGGACUUCAAAGUGACUCUUCCGGAACGGGCUUUCGUCUUCGUAGCAGUGUUAUCGUAUCAACAGAAUGACGCGCUACGUGACGCCGCGCGCCGCACAUGGCUCAAGUUCUCGACUGGUGCCACCGUCCACCGGUUCUUUGUGGGCUCCCUCGGUGUCCCGGACGAGCGACGGAUCGCCCUGGAACGGGAAGCUCGCGCCCAUGGCGACUUGAUUCUCCUCGAAAACGUACCGGACGCCUUCAGUAAUCGGACAUUCAAACUGCUGCAAGCGUAUCUCUGGGUGUUCUCGAACUACAAGUCCUCAUACGUGGUCAAGCUGAACGACAACUCGUUCGCGAGGGUAGACGUCAUCGCUAGGGAGCUGGAACACGUUUGGGUGAGGAGCUUCCGCAAACCGUUGAUGUGCUGGGGAUUCUUCGCUGGUUACGCGCCGGUAUCGCACAGCGGCCCAUGGGCUGAGCCGGCUUGGUUUCUUAGCGACCGUUAUCUACCGUAUGCGUGCGGUGGCGGCUACGUCCUCUCCUGGUACACGGUUGUCUACAUCGGCUACAACUGGAAGCUCCUGGAGCUGUACGCCAACGACGACGUCGCGUUGGGCGUCUGGUUGGCUCCGCUGUUGAUGAAUAGGACACACGACCGCCGCUUCGACACCGAGCACGAGUCCCGAGGCUGCUUCAACUCUUACCUGGUGACGCACCAAGAGACGGUGCUCACGAUGGAAGAGAAGUACAAGAGCCUGGUGGAACAGGGCGUGCUAUGCAAACAGGAGGUGCAGCUCAGGAUGUCGUACGUGUAUGACGAAAACGCUCGGCUGUCCCGGUGCUGCGUCCGAAACAUCAGCGACAUACGGAUGCCAAGAGUGAAAGAAAAGGAAAGGCAGUGAGGGUUAACCAGGUCGCAACUUGUUUGCUACCCUACAGGAAUGCCAAGGCAAGGCAUUGACUUUGGCACCUGAGAGAAAUCUUCAGAGACCGUGCACACCUUUAGUAUGAUGUCUUCUGUGGGAAGGAACUGCGGCUGAUCUCACACUCACUCUGACCAGCGCUACACUGAUAACAGCAGUGUUGUAUGUGGCUGCUCAGGGAAGGCAGUAGCCAUGGCACUCAAGAGACAUUUUGGAAACCAUGCACAUCUUCAAGAUGGCGUCUUCUGUGGAAAUGGGGUGUACUUGAGAAUUGGGGGGGGGGGUCAUUAGUAUGCGGCUAUAUAGAUCACUUUAAUCAGUGCUAAAUUCACAUCAGCGAGAUAUGGCAAUUGAGUCAUGCCCUGCGGGAGCCAUUUCAGAGGCAUCACGGUCUGGAAAACAGCAUCCACUGUGGGGAAAAGUGGACAUGUCCUGGCCUAUCCUCACUGCGAAGAAUCUGCCUUGCUGGGCUACAGAGCUCAGUCGUCACACUCAAUGACUGGAUCCUUCCUAGAGGGACCCCUCAACACCGCGAAGCUAUAUAUGACAGCUUGCUCACC